Molecule: messenger RNA, 3350 nt
Organism: Anopheles bellator
Lineage: Eukaryota; Metazoa; Arthropoda; Insecta; Diptera; Culicidae
Product: 3'-5' RNA helicase YTHDC2-like
Exons: 3
Coding region: 1-3318 (1105 amino acids)
Cellular component (GO): intracellular anatomical structure
Molecular function (GO): ATP binding; protein binding; RNA binding
Source: RefSeq, a predicted model, not a curated record
AUGGCUUCCAAAAAUACGAAAAUACACGUGAAAAUCGAAGAGGAUAUAAGAAUAUCUAUUCACCGGCAAAUUGAUUUAUUUCUGCAGGACGAGAAGCAAAGUGAGUACGAUUUCCCGACGAACCUCACGAACCUCCAUCGCGCGUACAUUCAUGAGUAUGUGAAAAACAAACGCCUGAAAUCGAAAUCUCACGGGAAAGGCGAGGAGCGGUAUUUAACAAUUUACAAAACGAGUUUGUCCGCCAUCACACACGACGAUGCUCGUUUGGACUUGACCGAUCAAUCAAUCGAUAUGAUCAUGGAGCUUCAGAAUGCGUAUGGCGCGCAAGGAAUUCGAGCGAAGGGCAAAUCCAAACGCAACGCAUUCCGAACGUGCAACGUUUAUCUAGCUUCUGCGCCACCUUCGGUUCCGCCUAGAGUGCACCCAGUCGCCAGUGUUUUCGACGAACGCAUGCGGCUUCCGAUAGCACAAUUUAAAGACAUCAUACUGAAGUGCACGCAACAAAACCAAGUGAUCAUCAUAUCGGGAAAUACAGGUUCGGGGAAAACGACACAAGUGCCCCAGUUCGUGAUGGAUGUCGCUUCCCAAAAUGGGACACCUUGUCGUAUUAUCGUAACGCAGCCUAGGCGAAUUAGCGCAGUUACGGUCGCUGAGCGAGUUUGCUUCGAGCGCAAUGAACCGCUGGGCGAUAGGGUUGGCUACCAAAUUCGCCUCGAAAGCCGCUCUAAGCCAUCUACCAACCUGGUGUUCUGCACCAACGGCGUGCUGUUGCGAUGUCUUACGGGCAAAGGCGUUUCCAAAUUUCUCGGCAACGUUACUCACAUAAUCAUCGAUGAGGUACACGAACGGGAUCAGUAUUCCGAUUUUUUGUUGAUCGCGUUAAAGGAUAACCUGCCGAAACAUCCCCAACUGAAGGUGAUACUGAUGUCGGCCACCAUCGAAUCAAACACCUUCUCACAGUACUUCAACAACUGCCCAGUCAUUGAGAUACCCGGACGAUUGUUUCCGAUUGACAGUUUUUAUCUGGAAGAUAUCCUUUUCACAAUGGACACAUACAAUCGCACGGUAAAGGACGUGAAAACAAAAAUCAUGAGCAAUAUCGAGCACUUACAAUCAUCGGGCGGCGCUAGAAUACACCAUUCGUCGACCGCUAAUAUGGACGACGAGAGCAUACUGCUGAUGAAUGACAUACUAGAAGUUUGUUGGAUAGAGAACAAUCCGGACGCGUUUCAUCACUUUUUUGCCCUGGUACAAGAGGAAAACAUUCCGGUUGAUUUCCAGCAUACGGAAACUAAAAUGACCGCCCUUAUGAUUGCGGCAGCUAAAGGCUAUAUCGAAAUAGUACAAAACUUGCUCGAUAUCGGGGCCAAUCCGUGCGUCCAGGAAAAGCACAACUACACUGCGUACGAUUGGGCUUGCUUCAUCCAUGGAAACAGUGUUUGCUCACAGCUGCUAGCGAAUGCGAUGAAACAUGCGGAAUCUAAGCAAUCCCAGCAAAUCGCCUUGACGCCACACACUGCAAAGCAGCUACUCGACGCCUACCACACAUCGUUCGGCGAUGAACGGAUCGAUCACAAUCUGAUCAUCGACGUGAUACAGUUUAUCUGCACCACUCAGCCAGACGGAGGCAUUCUCGUGUUUCUGCCCGGGUUCGAGGAUAUUCAGGACAUCUACGAGCUGCUGAACACGCGCCUCGCCCCCUACCAGCGGUUGAAGGUGUUUAUGCUCCACAGUAAGAUGCAGACAACCGAUCAGCAUGCUGUAUUCCGUCCUGCCCCACAAGGUGUGCGCAAAAUCAUUCUCGCUACAAAUAUUGCCGAAACGUCCAUCACUAUGGAUGAUGUGGUUUACGUGAUCGAUAGCGGUAAGGUGAAACAGAAAUACUACGAUCCCGUCACAGCCACCAACUCGUUGACGGCAACCUGGAUAUCGCAGGCCUGCGCUACACAGCGGGCAGGACGCGCUGGUCGCACUAAACCUGGAACCUGCUUUCGACUCUAUAGUCGGGCACGGCUUGAAGCGAUGGAUCAGUUCACGUUGCCCGAAAUCAUGCGCGUGCCGCUCACGGAAAUCUGUCUUAAUACGGCACUUCUCACCAACGGAGCUUCGAUACAUGACUUCCUGAACCGCGCUUUGCAGCCUCCGGCUGCGACUAGCGUGAAGCAGAGUGUAAAGUAUCUGCAGAAAGUCGGAGCGUUAGAUGAUGACGAAAAUCUGACUGAUCUGGGUCUAAUACUGGCCGAGUUGCCUGUCGAUGCACGGUUAGGAAAAAUGCUGCUCUAUGGUAUCCUGCUCAAGUGCUACGAGCCGGUACUGCUCAUUGUCAGUCUUCUGAGCGUGAACGAUCUCUUCGUGAUACCGUCGUACGCGUGUGAUAAGGAAAAAGUGCGCAAGGCACGCCGUGAGCUAGCGGAGGAUUCAUUUAGCGAUUGUUUUUGCCUACUCCGUGCGUACCAGCGAUGGUAUGAGGCACGAUCCGUUGCAAAACGAAAGGACAUUUGCAGCCGCUUUUUCCUUAGCCACAGCAAACUGACGACGGUGUAUGAUUUACGCUGUAAGUUGCACAGUCAUCUGUGCUCGAUGGGGUUGAUCAAAAGUUACGGCCCGGGAAAUAUUGAAGACGUGAACCAAUUCGCCCGCAACUGGUGUUUCGUGAAGGCGUGCCUGCUGGUUGGGCUGUAUCCCAACGUGUGCCACCUGGAGAAGUAUUCGAAGGCUAUGAAAACUAGGUUUGAAAAGAAAAUAUUCGUACACCCAUCGUCGGUGUUGGCGGAUAAGAGUCUGGCGAAGAAGCCAAACGAUAAAGACGCUACGCUUUGGCUCCCGACCGAGUGGAUCGCAUUCGAGGAGAAGUACAAAUCUGGCCGCGGGUCAAUGAUACGCUGCAACACUGUCCUAACACCGCUGACCAUCGCCAUCUUUGCCGGGCCCUUGUACUUUGACGAGUCGGAAUCGCUCGUCGAGUGUGAACAGUCUGAAUCGGUGGGACGGUGUAAAAUAGCGAUUGACGAUUGGAUUAACUUUAUCGUCGAUACGCACGUGGCACAAGCAGCGCUACGCACGAGGCGCUACGUGAGCGAUCUUUUCCUGAAGUUCAUCCAAAAUCCACGCACUUUUCAACUCAAUACGAUGGAGUACAAGUUCUUGCAAACAUUGGGGAAGCUGCUAGAUGUGGAGGAUAGUGCGGCACAUCUGACGAAUCGUGUGGAUUUAACUGGCAAUAGGAGAAUUUUCAAUAAAUCACACGACCAACGGCGCGCUGGCGGGCGAGAUGAUGGGAAAAGGGUGGCCAGUACCAGCGCGCAUCAUCAGCAGUAGUGGGAGCGUGCAGCACGCGGAUCCCCAACGUU